UUCUAAGAGUCGGCUUUCCACGGAAACGAAGGCAUCGUAAUAGACCGCGCCUAUCGCGGUGCUACCUAUCCGCCACGCAGAAGAGUCGCUCUGAAGAAUACCUCGAUUUACGGAAAUCGAAUCUAUGACGGAGAGGGGAGCUGCACCUCUUGCUAUUACGCUCUUAUGGAUAUCUCUCAAUGCAGCGCACUUAUUGAUCAUACAAUCUUCGACAGCAACGAGGCUGUAGGAACCUCAAGCCAAUCCGGGGAUGCGCCAAUUCUGAAGCUUGGGGACCGGAAGUCCGAAUAUGUGAUCAUUUGCCAAUCGACUUUCCAAAACAACCACAAUAGAGAAGCCUAUUACUGGGCGAGUCAUCACAUCGUCGAAAUUAGAGCGUAUGAGGCGAGUGUAAUAGUCGAAAAGAGCAUAUUUACCGGCAACAGUCGGCAAAGUGAUACUCGUAGCACAUCUAACGACGGGGCUGCACUAAAAGUCUCAUACCCAUCCGGUAAUGAAGAUGCAUGCACUGGAAAAUUAAAGCUAUCUCAUAUGGAUGUGUAUCCUAUAGGUGAUGUCGUGAUCAGCGAUUGCAUCUUCGAGGACAACAAACCAGGCGCUAUCUACAUCGACAGCAUGUACGACCAAGGAGGCUCGGUGACUGUCAGAAGAUCAACAUUUCGUCGGAAUACGGCGCUAAGUGGUGAUAGUGUUGAUGAAGCAAACGACCGCUCUGCGAUACGAGUCAAGGGCUAUCGUCACGUUGAGAUCGUGGACAACUGUUUCGUGGACAACGAGCUCACAACAAUGAUACACGCGAUCGACCGGGAUGAAGACCGCCUCGAUACGGAGACAUUCACUCUCAGUGGCAACGGGCUUGUACCAAGAUCAGUGGGUGGUGGAUCAGACGUGUUGUUCAAGUUUGAGAAUCCCAAUCAAUACUAUGCGGGGAUCAUUAUCGGGACAAACACGCAACGGUGCGCCAAUGUGUGUGGAAACGGCCUCGUGAUGCCGGCAAUCGAGACAUGCGAUGAUGUCGGAACACCCGACGUCUCUGCGACACCAGAAAGCGGCGACGGCUGUAGUGCGUCCUGCACGAUUGAGCAGGGGUGGGAGUGUGAAAAUCAGGAAACUCACGGUGACGAGGGACACGGACCCUCUGUCUGCUCACGUGGGUGAAGACAGAAAAGAGAGACAUAGGACAUAGUGCUAUGUCAUGUUUGCCUGUUGGCCUCACGUGUAUUUGCAGCUCGGCCGAUGCUCCCCACCCUUACCACUAAAACCCCCAACAGCCGCAUAUUGCCUUUCGCAGUGGAAAUCACCCUCUCCGAGCCAGCCAAAUCCGGCUCUUUUGAGGUCGCUGAUAUUGCGCUAUCUGGUGCUGCUGAGGCGUCUGUUACAUCCCUACAAACCAUCUCCAACCAGCAGUUCACUGCCAAUGUGCAGCCUACAAGCGGUGGCAGCAUAAGCAUUCAGCUGGUCGCCGGUACAGUGGAGCUGCACAAUGUGCCUGGCUACUUCAACCAAGAUUCCAACCUUUUAACCGUAACCAUCGGUGAGUAGGUGGACACACAAUGCAACGAAUGUACAUAUUCUUGUAAUCUUUCAGAUGCAAUCAGACCGACUCCUGUCUUGACAGCAACAACAGCUUCUCCUGAUGGCAUCGUGAAGAGCGACCCUUUCAGCGUGACAGUGACAUUUGAUGAGCCAAUAUUGGCGUCGACACUGACUGCGAGUGACUUUGCCACUACGAACGCUUCUGUUGUCAGCAUUAGCGAGCUGGGGGCCUCGAGCGACACUUUCAGCAUUGGUGUAGCGCCAGAUGCAGCGGGAGGGAUACAAGUGCAGCUUCCGGAAGCCAGAACGGAGGACCUUGUCGGAAACCCAAACAUGGCUUCAAACACCUUGACAGUCACAUACGGUGAGCACACAAAAAUUGCUUCCUUUCGCUUCUUCAUGCAUGCCUCUGCUGCUGCAUUGCUCCAGAGAUGCCACCAACCACAAUCCCGCCAUCGACCGUCAAGCCUCCCACCUCGCCACCGGGUUCGCCGCGGCAUUGACUGGCAUCAAAAGUGGCGAGAUGGCCCUCUGCAUCUGUAUGUGUCAGACUCCGGUGGAGGGGAUGUGCCACCAGACGGCGAAGAUGGUGGCCCUGGCAAUGGUGGCCCUAGUAAUGGUGGCCCUAGUAAUAAUGGCCCUGGUAAUGGUGGCCCCGGCGACUGUUAUCGCCCUGAUUGCCCUCCUUGCCUCUGCGAGGACGCUUUGGAUAACAUGUUUCCUCCCUGGCAAGAGGCAGACAUUUCGUCUGGCGGAGCCGAGGGCGACCCGGCGGAAGGCUGCAGCACCAGACUUGGCACCGGUGGUCAGCAUGGAUUGCAGGAAUCCGUGGGCAGGCAUUUUCUUUCUGUGUCUAUGUCUCGCACAUGAGUUCGGAGUGUGUGUCUCAUGCAGGGUUCCGUAUUUCAUGCAAGGACUCGCAGCACAUGAAGACCAUCAGUCUAUCCGAGACCACUUUUGUCACCGUCCUCGAGGGCUCGACCAAUGACGAUACGCUCAGAGGCAAUUCGAAAGACAACACUCUCAUUGGCGGAGACGGCGACGACAGCCUAGCUGGGCGCGGAGGAUACGACCAACUGAUUGGUGGCCGAGGAUCCGACACAUUCGUCAUCACAGAUGAGCCGUGCGACGUGACGAUCCUUGACUUCGAGACCGGCGCAUCCCACGACAAGCUCAACCUGCGCAUAUUUCCCUCCAUCACAAGUAUGGAGGCCCUCGAGCAGCGGAUGACGAGUGGCAGCGUGAUAAUCGACGUCGAUGACACGCACAGGGUGACGAUAGCGAACGUCAUUCCAGAAGAGGUCCUCGAUCCCACAUACUUUCUCCUCAGCGAGGGAGCGGACGAGGCUAGAAACAAUGGCGAUGACGAAUGCGGCUGGUUCACCUACAGCCGGCCCGAAUGCGUCGACACCAUUCUGUCCAUCGUGCUUGGAAUCGUCGGUGUUGCCGGCCUUGGGGUCGGCGCCUGGCAAUUCUCACACAACUUUUUGAAGCGGGGCCAGAAGCCGACCGGGGCGGAGGAAAAGGGCGAAAAGGAGAUGGACCCCCGCAAGCGAUCGGUAUCUGACACUCGAGACAGCCGCAAAAAGAGUUACCUCCAGAGCAAGUCCGAGAGGCGGGUGCCGCGCAGCGAACACCCCAACUUUGUCCAGACCCUGCAGGAGGACAAACCAUCAGGAGAUGAGAGCGGGACGUGCGGAAGGGUGGAGGAUGGUGCUGUCAGCCGCGUCUGAACUUUGCUUUUGCGGUGGCCGAAGUUUUUCUUUCUUCUUUUUUCCCUUGUUUGUGCAGUCGGUCAUCAGACAAUUUGUUUUUAUGCAUGUCGGCCAUCAGACGACUUUUGUAUCAUGUGUCAAGUCUGCUGCAGAAAGUGAAUCUCUCUUGC
Molecule: messenger RNA, 3421 nt
Organism: Vitrella brassicaformis
Lineage: Eukaryota; Vitrellaceae
Source: the annotation of a GenBank genome assembly